ACAUCGGCUGAUGUUCACAUGCACUUACUGCAGAUCUCACUUCCCUCUAUGUCGGCAGAUCGCUAUUUGAGUCAGUUUGCAGACAUUCUGACUCAACUGCAAACGAUUUCCACACAACAGCAGGCAAUCAUCACCCGAGUGACAGCUGUGGAAGAGAAAGUGAACCGCAUGGAUGCAUUGAGGGAGAGAGUUGCCAACAACGACACUAACCUCAGUGCCCACUCAUCAACUCUCGCUUCAAUCAACUCCACAAUGGAUUCACGCUCGGCUGCAGUGGAUACACGCUUGGCUGCAGUGGAUUCACGCUCGGCUGCAGUGGACUCACGCAUUGCUGCGCUAGAAUCACGUAUCUCCAGACAGUCGUCUGGUGCCAGUACUCACCGUCUGACGGCGACUACCUCACACAGCUGUGACUCUAUUCCCCAGUCCUCUCCAUCACCACGCAGUGCAUCUUCUGCAACACCACCGAUGAUGUCAUCCGGCGCUUCCUCAGCUCAAACACCGGUUAGACUUAGAGUGCCCAGACAAGGGUCAGCCUCAGAUCAGACUACCCUGCCCAGAAACACGUUGUCACCUUCACCAUUAACAGCAUCAUCAGCAGCGGCAGCAGUAGUAGCUGCAUCUGCACCACGGCAGCGUGAUUACACACAGAUCUGCAAAUCAAGGUAUUCAUUUGGUAGCUGCGGCAGUGGGAGAGAUCAGUUUGACGGCCCUUGGGGACUAGCAACCAACAAAGCUGGUGACCUGAUCAUCUGUGACGUCGAUAACCACAGAAUAAAGAUACAUGGGGUUGAUGGCCAGUUCAAGCAGACGACUGGUCGGAUGGGUACAAGCUGUGGAGAGUUCAACUACCCAGCAGCUGUGCAUGUAACAGAUGAUGAACGAGUGAUCAUUGCUGAUUCUGGCAACAACCGACUACAGAUCACUGACAAGGACUUCUCCGAGUUCAGCAUCAUAGGAAGGCAUGGAUCGGGAAUUGGCGAGUUCGACUGGCCAAGUGGUGUUGUCCAAGUGAACCACAGCGCACUGGGCCAGUGCUUUGCAGUGGCAGAGUACAGUAACAAUCGGGUUCAGGUUGUGCCAUGCAGUGGUGAGACAGGAUAUGCAUUUGGAACGAGAGGUAGUGGUCAAGGCCAAUUUCAAGAUCCAAGCGGCAUCGCAGUGUACCUCAACAGGUUGUUUAUUGCUGAUAGUGGCAACGAUCGCAUCCAGGUGAUGACCGUCGAUGGAGAGUAUAUCACUUCAUUCGGUUCUCGGGGCAGCGCUUUCGGGGUUUUCACUUCGUUCGGGUCAAAGGGCAGCGCUUUUGGUCAGCUGCGCAGACCGUUUGAUGUCACUACAGAUACCUACGGCAAUGUUCUAGUCGUAGAUCGAGGCAAUGGACGUGUUAUGGUAUACGCCGCAGAAACACACACACCGCUGGCUGAGUUUGGAAAAGGAGAGCUGGACCGGCCGACGGGUGUCUGCGUGACAAGUGAGGGCUUAGUAGCUGUUUCCUGUUAUGGAAACCACAAGAUUUUUGUGUUUUGAAGAUUUCUUGUUAGACACCUGUCAUCAGUCACCUGCUCACACUUUUGUAUGCAUCAUAACAUAAAUGACCAUAGCGUGACACAAACUGUUCUUGUAUCCGAUCCUACUCCCCUCCCCUCCCCCCCCCCCCCUCCCCCCACCCCCAACACACGCACACACAUAACCACAACCCCUUAGUUGUACAUCCUUGAUAAUUUUCAGUUGUCUUUUCUUCACUUCUCGGGGAGAAUUUGGUUUUCCUCCACUCAUCCGCCGCCUUGGUUGGUGACGUGUUCUAUCUUACAGCACUCUCACAUGAACUGAACACAUCCCACGCAUGUUAUACCACAGUACUUCGAUUUCUUUACUGGAUUAGGUAGAUGCCGCAACAGUUAUUCCACUCCAGUUAUUCUUAGGUAGCUUCUGGUUCCCGGUGUUUAUUCACCCGGUUAUCUCAGAAAAGAACGUUUGCAAUUGCUAGAAUACAAAUCUGUCCAGUGGUGGAUAUUUUUUUGCAUUGGUCCCUUCUUCUUCAUUUUAAUCCUUGGCUCUCCAUCUGAGUUCAUUAUGCAUUAUUAUGUAGGCUGUAAUAGUUCUGAAUUUUUCUAAUUUUACUUAUUGGAUUGUUUUCUCGCAGAUUAAUCAUAUGAUUAGGAUAUCUAUGCAACAGUUAGUUUGAAUUGUUCACAUCGACAUCACGUUUUCCUUGUACUGAUUCUGUCCACUCACGUGGUUGGUGCA
Sycon ciliatum is the source of this 2250-nucleotide messenger RNA. RefSeq names its product E3 ubiquitin-protein ligase TRIM71-like. Lineage: Eukaryota; Metazoa; Porifera; Calcarea; Leucosolenida; Sycettidae. Bases 19 to 1530 code for a protein of 503 amino acids. The record is from RefSeq and is a predicted model, not a curated record. Gene Ontology annotation, molecular function: ubiquitin protein ligase activity; protein binding; translation repressor activity. Gene Ontology annotation, biological process: negative regulation of translation; protein polyubiquitination; proteasome-mediated ubiquitin-dependent protein catabolic process. The transcript has 8 exons.